CACUUGGCCAGGCGGAAAACAGAUUGGUUUCAUCGCACAGAUGAGCACAUGAACCUCUCACGAGCUAUCUGAGUCCAACCCCCAGAGCCCUUAACGGCCGCGAUGGCUGCGACAGGAAACGGUCGCAAGCGCGUUGCUGUGGUGGGCAGCGGCAUCACGGGCCUCAGUGCUGCCUGGCUGCUGCACAGGAGUGGAGCGAGUGUGACACUGUAUGAGAGUGAGAGCCGCUGUGGGGGGCACACCCUGACAGAUGAUUCACCCGGCUACCCAGUGGAUCUUGGAUUCCAGGUGUACAACCUCACAACGUACCCCAACCUGGUGGGUUUGCUGGAGGAACUAGGAGUGGACACAGAGCCAUCAGACAUGUCCUUCGGGCUGUCCAUUGAUGGGGGAGCCCUGGAGUGGGGCAGCCGGGGGCUGGGGGCCAUCUUCGCGCAGCGCCGCAACCUGCUGUCUCCCGGCUUCCUGCGCAUGAUCUGGGACGUCAUCCGCUUCGGCAGGGAGGCCCCCGAGGUGUUGAAGCCGGGGACGUCAGAGAAAUACGCGCAGCACAGCCUAGGGCAGUACAUCCGCGAGAAGGGGUACAGCCGCGCAUUUGUCACGCAGUACCUGCUGCCGAUGUGCGCCGCCGUCUGGAGCGUCCCCAACGCCCAGGUGAUGGAGUUUCCGGUGGUGAUGCUGGUGCGGUUCUGGGCGAACCACCAUCUGCUGGAUCUGCUGCAGCGACCGCUUUGGCGCGUCGUCAAGGACCGCUCCCGCUCCUACGUCAACAAAAUCCUAGCCGAUCUGCCGGACGUGCGCACGAGCGCUCCAGUGACGCGGGUGGAGCCGGCGUCCGGCGACGGCAGGGCGGUGGUGCACGCGGCGGGCUUUGUGGCGGAGGAGUUCGACGCGGUCAUCUUUGCCACGCACACCAACACCACGCUGGCCGCCCUCGGCAGCGCCGCACCUGAGGGUGUGCGGCCGCUGCUGGAGGCGAUCCCCUACGGCACCAAUGACAUCUACCUGCACACCGACGUCGACUUGAUGCCCCGUGCGCACGCGACUUGGUCCUCUUGGAACUUCCUCGGCUCCUCGUCCCACGCGGCUGACCCGGCAGCCGACACAGCAGCCGUCUGCGUGACCUACUGGCUCAACAACCUGCAGCGGCUUCCGCCCGGCGCGCCCGAUACGUUCGUGACGCUGAAUCCGCCGCGGCCGCCGGCGGCCGAGCGCACGAUCCGGCACCUGCAUCUGGCGCACCCGGUCUUCAGCUCCGCCUCGUACGAGGCGCAGCAGCGACUGCCCUCCGUCCAGGCACGCCUGCCGCUCUCUUUUGUUUCUCUUGUGUUGCAGUCGGGCAAGGGCGGCAUCUACUAUGCGGGUGCCUGGUGCGGCUACGGAUUCCACGAGGACGGCCUCAAGGCGGGCAUGGCGGCGGCGACAGCACUUGGUGCCACAAUCCCCUGGACGCCGCACGCCACUUCCCCCAAGAUGUCCCUGGCCGACAUGUUCUUCAUGUCGACCUUUGACAAGUUUGCGCGGCGCGCGAUUUCGCUCGGCCGCCUGCGCUUCAUCCUGCCCAACGGCGAGGAGCUUGUCUAUGGGGACGAUGCCUCUGCCGCACGCAGCCUGCCUAAAGAGGAUGAGUGGAUGGGCAAGCCGGUGCUGUGCGCGACGGUGCGCGUGCUGCGAAUGGCCUUCUUCCGCAAGGUCAUCACCCGCCACGACACCGGCCUCGGGGAAGCCUACAUGGACGGAGACUUCCUGGUUGAUGACUUGGGUGCGCUGCUGGCGGCGGUGACUGCAAACGCGGGCAACAUAGAGGGCAACCGUGGCGCUCUGGGAAUCCUCAACCGCAUCGGGGACUGGCUCCUGCUGCUCGCUCACCGCGCCCGCGCCAACACCAUUGAGGGCAGCAGGCGGAACAUAGAAGAGCACUAUGACGCAGGCAACGCCAUGUACAAACUCUUCCUGGACCCCUCCCUCACCUACUCAUCCGGCAUCCACCGCCCAGGCGACAGCUUGGAGCAGGCGCAGAUGAACAAGCUGGAUGCGCUCGUGUCCAUGGCCGGCAUUACUAAGGAUGACCAUGUGCUGGAGAUCGGCUGCGGCUGGGGAUCCAUGGCUAUCCGCGCCGUGCAGACGACUGGUUGCCGGUGGACGGGCCUGACGGUGAGCAAGCAGCAGCUGGAGGAGGGUGUGGCGCGAGUGAAGGCGGCCGACCUCUCCGACCGCAUCACCCUCCUCUUCUGCGACUACCGCCAAGCCGCCCACCUCGGACCCUUCGACAAGGUGUUGAGCUGCGAGAUGAUAGAGGCGGUGGGGCACGAGAAUCUGCCGGCCUACUUUGAUGCCAUCAGCGGGCUGCUCAAACCGGGCGGCCAGGCUGUCAUCCAGGCGAUAUCGGAGCCGGACGAGAGGUACGAGGCUUACUGCGCUUCCAGCGACUUCAUCCGCGAGCACAUCUUCCCGGGCGGGCACCUGCCCUCCAUGGGCGCCAUGGUCGACUCCGCGCGUGGCACCGGCCUCCACGUCGAGGAGUGCAGGGAUAUCGGCCCCCAUUAUGCGGUGACGCUGCGCGCGUGGCGGGAGACUUGGGAGAGGGAACGCGCGGCCAUCCUGAGCCUGGGCUACAGCGAACGCUACUGGCGCAAAUUCAGGUUUUAUUUUGCAUACUGCGAGGCGGCCUUCGACGCCAAGUACAUCCACAACUUCCAGAUCCGCUGGGCCAAGGCAACCGACCACCCGGCCGCCGACCCGCUGCAGCCGUCCUCCUCGCAGGAGCUGCCCAAGCACGUCGUUGCCAAGGCCGCGGCUCCCGCUGACCCCGUCACCCAGGUGCUGCUGGCAAUAUACUUCUUCCUGGCGGGGUGCGUGGUGAGCCAGAGCCGCAUGCUGUGGGUCAUGCCUGCCGCCUCUGCCGUCUUCGCCUGCAUCCUCGCCUGCGUCUCCGCCGCCUCCACCCUCCUCUUCUCCUCCUACAGGAGCCUGAGCGCGGAGGGGCAGGCUUGGUGGUGCACGGAUGUGGUGCACCUGGUCUACUCAGCGCUCAGCUUCGCGGCGGCUGCCGCCUACGUGGCGCGGCACCCGGCGGCGCUGUCUGUCGGCUGGACGCCGUCUGCAGCGCAGGCCGGCCUUCUGCCAGACCUGCUCGUGUGCACCAGCGCCGGCUUCUUCGGCUUCCAGCUCUGGACCCUUGUGCGCAACAGGCUGUUCAAGCGGUCUUACCUGGCCAUCAUCCACUUCUCGCUGCUGCUGGUGUUGUUUGGCGCCGCCGCGUCCAAGGCGCAGCAUACGCCGCUCCUCAGCGCCAUGCUGCUGUCAGAGCUGCCCUCCGUCUUCUAUAUCACGGGCCGCCUACAGGACUUGAUAGGAGUCCCCCCGGGCUCCUGGAAGCGCAGGGCGGUGCGAAAGGCCGAGCUGGCCACCCUGCCCCUGUUCCAGCUCAUCCCCCAUUUAUUGAUAGCCUUAGACGUCGCGCAAAGCCCGGACGCCUUCUCAGCCAAGUCCUACUAUGGCAUCGCGAUGGCUGGCUGCCUGUACAUCAAUGCUGCCAACCUGCGCAAGGCGCUGCUCACCUACUUCCCUGCACAGAAAACCAAGCUUCACGCUGCAUGA
This is a messenger RNA of Coccomyxa subellipsoidea C-169, 3600 nucleotides long. RefSeq names its product cyclopropane fatty acid synthase. The transcript has 22 exons. Gene Ontology annotation, molecular function: oxidoreductase activity. The coding region runs from base 103 to 3600 and encodes 1165 amino acids. NCBI's taxonomy places the organism in Eukaryota, Viridiplantae, Chlorophyta, Trebouxiophyceae, Coccomyxaceae. The record is from RefSeq and is a predicted model, not a curated record.